This is a messenger RNA of Cryptomeria japonica (Japanese cedar), 1047 nucleotides long. RefSeq lists its product as uncharacterized. NCBI's taxonomy places the organism in Eukaryota, Viridiplantae, Streptophyta, Pinopsida, Cupressales, Cupressaceae. The record is from RefSeq and is a predicted model, not a curated record. Bases 1 to 1047 code for a protein of 348 amino acids. The transcript has 2 exons.
AUGACUAAAGAGAAAGUUGAGAAUAUUAAGCUUUUUAAGGAUGGGGGAAUUUUAGGAGGUAGCUCGGAUGGUGCUUCUAAAGUCAUUGCGAUUUUCUGGAAUCUAAGGCGUGUUAGUGGGGUGCCUGUUAAGAAGGAUAGAAAUUUGGCCUUUGUUAGGUUUGAUCAUUUAAGGGAUGAGAAUAUAACUGUUAAAAUAAACUUCUCGUUUAGAUUUGAAAGGAUGUGGCUUGACCAUCCUAACCUUGAGAGGGCCAUUGACAAGUGGUGGACUAUUGAUGUCAAAGGUUCCAUGAUGUAUAGAAUGGUGAAAAAAUUAAGGUACCUGAAAGAUAAUAUAAAGAAAUGGAACAAGGAAUUUUUGGGGGAUCUUUUUGUUGCCAAGUCCAAAGCCCAACUUGAGCUAAAGGAAAUAAAGGAUAAAAUCCAAACCAGCGGAUAUAAUGAGGUGUCUAUCAAGAAGGAAAAUGAAGUGCUUGUUAAGUAUCACAAGAUUAUCAGAAGAGAAGAAGAAUUUUGGAAACAACGGUCUAGAUCUCUUUGGCUUAAAGCUGGGGACAAAAAUACCAAGUUCUUCCAUAUGACUUCUAUGAAACAUAAGGUUGCUAAUAGGAUCUCAAAGUUGAGAAUUGGUAGAAUUGAAACAAGGAAGGACAAUGAGAUUGGGAAUGAAGCCAGGAAUGUUUUCAAAUCUCUUCUCUUAGCAGAUUGUGGUCUGGAUCAUCUUUCUCAGAGGGCCCUCUUAGAGACAAUUCCUUCCAUCAUUAAUGAUGUUCAGAACAAGGCUAUGGUGGCCAUUCCCUCCGAGGAGGAAAUUAAGAAAGCGGUUUUCUCCUUUGAUGGCAAUAAAGCCUCAGAUCCGGAUGGGUUCCCGCUAUUAUUUUUUCAAGUCUUUUGGAAUAUUCUCAAAUCUGAUGUGGUUAAAGGAGUAGAAGAAUUUUUGGGGGCUAGGAUUAUCCUAAAGGAAUUCAAUGCUACUUUUAUGGUUUUGAUUCCCAAAUGUCUUGGGGCUAAUUCCAUGGAUCAGUUUCAUCUGAUAAGCUUAUGA